Molecule: messenger RNA, 2170 nt
Organism: Entelurus aequoreus (snake pipefish)
Lineage: Eukaryota; Metazoa; Chordata; Actinopteri; Syngnathiformes; Syngnathidae
Gene: sar1ab
Product: secretion associated, Ras related GTPase 1Ab
Exons: 7
Coding region: 169-765 (198 amino acids)
Biological process (GO): vesicle organization; membrane organization; intracellular protein transport
Cellular component (GO): COPII vesicle coat; endoplasmic reticulum exit site
Molecular function (GO): GTP binding; GTPase activity
Source: RefSeq, a predicted model, not a curated record
UUUAGCUUCGCCGCCAAUGACGUAGGCGUGACUGCGUGAUGACGUACUUCCGGUUCGACGUCAAGCUCGCACACUGCGUGACAGUUUUAGGGCACGAGCCGGACCAAAAAACAAACAAACCAAAACGUCGGACGCCGGGUUCAUAAAGUCGUCAAAACAAGGCACACAAUGUCUUUUAUAUUUGACUGGAUCUGCAGAGGCUUCAGCAGCGUCUUGUCACUUUUAGGAUUGUACAAGAAGACCGGCAAGCUGGUGUUCCUCGGACUAGACAAUGCGGGCAAAACGACGCUCCUGCACAUGCUCAGAGAUGACAGGCUGGGACAGCACGUCCCCACGCUACAUCCAACGUCGGAGGAGCUGACCAUCGCUGGAAUGACAUUUACCACAUUCGACCUUGGAGGACACACGCAAGCUCGACGGCUCUGGAAAAAUUACCUCCCAGCCAUAAAUGGUAUCGUCUAUCUGGUGGAUUGUGCUGAUCACGAGCGACUAGAAGAAGCUAAAGUAGAGCUGGAUGCUCUUUUAACGGAUGACACCAUCUCAAACGUCCCGGUUCUCAUCCUGGGGAAUAAAAUCGAUCGUCCGGAGGCCGUCAGCGAGGACGCGCUCCGAGGGAUGUUCGGUUUGCAUGGACACACGACAGGAAAGGGCAAAGUUUCCCUGAAAGAGCUGAAUUUGAGGCCAAUGGAGGUUUUUAUGUGCAGCGUGCUGAAGAGGCAAGGAUACGGAGAAGGCUUUCGCUGGCUGUCUCAAUACAUUGACUAACUCAAAGUAUAUUCACACUUCUUCUGAUUUACAAAAACAAAACAAAACUACCUGCUCCACAGAGAUAUUUUAUCGAUAUGCUUUAACGAUUGUGCCAGUUAGGCAUGCAAUAAAAGGAAAUACCGUAUUUUUCGGAGUAUAAGUCGCACCGGAGUAUAAGUCGCACCUGUCGAAAAUGCAUAAUAAAGAAGGAAAAAAACAUAUAAGUCGCAUUGGAGUAUAAGUCGCAUUUUUGGGGGAAAUUUAUUUGAUAAAACCCAACACCAAGAAUAGACAUUUGAAAGGCAAUUUAAAAUAAAUAAAGAAUAGUGAACAACAGGCUGAAUAAGUGUACGUUAUAUGAGGCAUAAAUAACCAACUGAGAACGUGCCUGGUAUGUUAACGUAACAUAUUAUGGUAAGAGUCAUUCAAAUAACUAUGACAUAUAAAACAUGCUAUACGUUUACCAAACAAUCUGUCACUCCUAAUCGCUAAAUCCCAUGAAAUCUUAUACGUCUAGUCUCUUACGUGAAUGAGCUAAAUAAUAUUAUUUGAUAUUUUACGGUAAUGUGUUAAUAAUUUCACACAUAAGUCGCUCCUGAGUAUAAGUCGCACCCCCGGCCAAACUAUGAAAAAAACUGCGAUUUAUAGUCCGAAAAAUACGGUAGUUUUAUUUUGAAGUACCAGUGCUAUUCAGAUGAACUGUAGGGAAUGAUCUUCUUGCUGUGGUUUCUAGCUUUGGGUGCCAUAAGGAACGUGUCAUCGCGUCGAGUCAGUUUCUGACCUGGGCUUAUUUUUAGCAGCUGGUGUUGACUUACACUGAAGGUCAGUUUGUGUAAAGUUUUGCGGAUGGUCUUAGUCCUCUUUGAAGACAUGCAAUAGUGUAUUUGAAACACACGCUUAACUGUGUACCAGCUAAUAUUUGUCAACAUGAAAUGGAUGGAAUUUUUUGGGGGGUAUUUUAAAACAGGGUUUGCCACUGAAAGUGCUUUAAGUGUGAGAUUCACUACUAAAGAACAGUGUUUAGCUGCAUAACUGCAGUCUAGGAUGACUGGAUCGAUUUGUGAUAUUUUCAUGAUGGGGAUUUGUUAUGAAAGACUGGAGUACUUUGUGAUUAGUAGCUGCGCACAGCAUGCAGUGAUAUUAUGAGAGUACUUCCUCAGUGCUUCACAUGGGUGACACAAAGUUACACAUGCAACAGUAUCUUUUUCUAUAUAUUAUUUUGUAAAAAUGCUAUAUUUAUAAGUUAGUUCUGAAGCAACCAAGCUGUUACAAAGGGUGAUUGUCAGGUGAGAUGUGAAUAAAGACUUUCUACAAUAAUUGAUUUUAUCCUUUUAUCUUAAAUGAUCUUAAAGUUGUAAAAUGUGUGUAUGUUAUAUUAUAAAGCAAAUGCAGUAUAUGUAAAGGUAAUAAAACGGAAGUCCCG